Molecule: messenger RNA, 4070 nt
Organism: Nicotiana tabacum (common tobacco)
Lineage: Eukaryota; Viridiplantae; Streptophyta; Magnoliopsida; Solanales; Solanaceae
Product: putative pentatricopeptide repeat-containing protein At5g52630
Biological process (GO): RNA modification
Molecular function (GO): RNA binding; zinc ion binding; protein binding
Source: RefSeq, a predicted model, not a curated record
CCUCCCGCCAAAGUUUACAGAGUUUGAAAAUAAUGGUCUGACUGUUUAGACCAAUGGUACGUGAUUUCAAAAUGCGCUUCAGAAGAUUGCACAGCAUUUGUUCGCGUUCACUGAAAAACGAACCGGCGACUCAUCUCAGAGCAGAAUUACCACACAGAAAAAGUCCCAAGAUAUCCGGCGGUGAACCACCGGCGAAGGCAAAAAAAGUCAGUAGCUCGGAUAUAGUGCAAUGGAACAGGACCAUCACCCAACACAUGCGACAAGGAGAAUGCGAUUCCGCACUGCGCUUAUUUGAUUCCAUGCCUGCCAAGUCCUGUGUAUCCUGGAAUGCAAUGAUAUCUGGGUAUUUGUCGAACGGCAGAUUGGACCUCGCACAGCAGUUGUUUGAUGAAAUGCCUCAAAGAGAUUUGGUAUCCUGGAACAUUAUGCUUAGUGGGUAUAUCAAGAGUAAGAAUUUUGGGUCAGCUAAGAUAUUGUUUGAUCAAAUGCCUGUUAAAGAUGUAGUUUCGUGGAAUGCGUUGCUUUCCGGGUAUGCCCAGAAUGGAUACAUUGCUGAUGCUAAAAGGAUCUUUGACAUGAUGCCUGUGAAGAAUGAAAUCUCGUGGAAUGGACUUCUGGCUACGUAUGUUCAGAAUGGGAGGAUUGAGGAGGCGAGGAAAUUGUUUGAGUCAAAGGACUAUUGGCCGCUGGUUUCUUGGAAUUGCUUGUUGGGCGGGUAUUUGAAGAAGCAGUUAUUGGCUGAGGCGAGGGUGCUUUUUGAUAGAAUGCCUGUGAAGGAUCAGGUCUCAUGGAACACAAUAAUUUCUUGUUAUGCCCAGAAUGAUAAUUUGGAGGAAGCGAGGAAGUUGUUCGAUGAGUCCCCCAUUAAAGACGUGUUUACGUGGACUUCACUGCUUUCUGGUUAUGUACAGAAUGGGAUGGUAGAUGAGGCUAGAAGGAUUUUCCAUGAGAUGCCAGAGAAGAAUGAGAUCUCGUGGAAUGCAAUGAUUGCAGGAUAUGUGCAGUCUAAGAGGAUGGACUUGGCGAGGGAAUUCUUUGAGGCAAUGCCUUGCAAGAACGUCAGCUCUUGGAACACAAUGAUAACAGGCUAUGCACAAAAUGGGGAUAUCGUGAGUGCCAGAAGUUUAUUUCAUUGCAUGCCUUGUCGUGAUUGCAUCUCUUGGGCAGCAAUAAUUGCUGGAUAUGCUCAAAGUGGCAAUAGUGAGGAGGCAUUGCGCAUGUUUGUGGAGAUGAAAAGAAAUGGCGGGAGGAUAAAUAGGUCGGCAUUUACUUGCGCUUUGAGUACAUGUGCUGACAUUGCUGCUUUCGAAUUAGGAAAGCAAAUACAUGGACUGCUUGUCAAGGCUGGAUAUCACACUGGUUGCUACGUAGGAAAUGCGCUCCUAGCAAUGUACUGUAAGUGUGGAAGCAUUGAUGAGCCAUAUGAUGUGUUCGAGGAAAUAGAAGAGAAAGAUGCUGUCUCUUGGAAUACAAUGAUCGUUGGUUAUGCAAGGCAUGGUUUUGGCAAACAAGCUCUUCAACUAUUCAAAUCGAUGAAAGAAGCAGGUUUCAAACCUGAUGAUGUCACCAUGGUUGGUGUAUUGUCUGCUUGUGGCCAUACUGGCCUGAUUGACAAGGGCAUGGAAUACUUUUACUCAAUGGGUCGAGAUUAUGGAAUAACUGCAAACCCAAAACACUAUACUUGCAUGAUUGACCUUCUGGGUCGAGCUGGUCGCCUGAAUGAUGCUCAAAAUCUAAUGAAGGACAUGCCAUGUGAACCAGAUGCUGCAACUUGGGGUGCUCUCCUUGGGGCAAGUAGGAUCCAUGGAAAUACUGAAUUAGGAGAAAAGGCUGCUGAAAUGAUUUUCAGUUUAGAGCCAUUGAAUGCAGGGAUGUAUGUCCUUCUCUCAAACUUAUAUGCAGCUUCUGGUAGAUGGCGUGAUGUUAGCAAGAUGAGAUUAAAAAUGAGGGAUAUAGGUGUAAGGAAAAUGCCUGGUUACAGCUGGGUUGAGCUGCAAAAUCAGAUUCAUCUUUUUUCAGUCGGGGAUACCAUGCAUCCAGACAACAAGAAAAUAUAUGCUUUCUUGGAAGAAUUAGAAUUACUAAUGAAGCAGGAGGGUUAUGUCUCUGCCACGAAAUUGGUCCUGCAUGAUGUGGAUGAAGAGGAGAAGGCACACAUGCUCAAGUAUCAUAGCGAAAAAUUGGCUGUUGCCUUUGCAAUUCUAAAUGUACCAUCUGGGAGACCAAUUCGUGUGAUGAAAAAUUUAAGGGUUUGUGGAGAUUGUCAUACUGCUAUCAAGAUCAUAUCAAAGAUUGUGGGGAGAUUGAUAAUCAUUCGGGAUAAUAACCGGUUUCAUCACUUCAGUGGAGGUGUUUGUACCUGUGGAGACUAUUGGUAGUACUAGAAUGUGAAAGUUUACCAGUAGAUUUCAGCGGCGGUAAUAUUUAGCUAUUGCGCUGGCCAUGAGGCCAUCUCCACACAUGUUGAGGAUUUAUGGUGGUUGCCGGACCCCACGCAUAGCGGGAGCUUAGUGCACCGAGCUGCCCUGCACAUGGGGAAGAAAAGCGCAAGCACUUGGUUUUAGUUCUUCCUCUAUCCAACAUGAAAAACUUUUUACUGAAGCAACUGUGCAGCAGAGGGGUAACUCCUUUCUUGUUGUUUGGUGAUUUUGGUGCGUACAAUCUGUUAUCUCCUCAUUGAUGUUGGUAGAGAGGAUAUGUGCUGAGAUAUAUGGUCCAUCAUCCUUGCAGUUAAGCAUCAUAGGACAAAAGGAUGAGGAAUAGUUGCCUUAAGUUUAUCAGAAAUCUGACAGCAAGAAGAAUCAGGUGAAUGUGUAGGAGAGGUUGAGCAGUUGUUCCUCUCAGAUAAGUCGAAUACCGCUUUUGAAGUACUGAAUCUUUGUUAAUCUGUUCUCUGGCUGAUAGAUUCUUGACAGGCCUAUUCUAUGCAUCUCUGUCUGCCCCAAAUGUAUGACAGUGACUGUUCAUUGUGUAUCAUAAACUGAGCUCACUGAUUGAUUUCCUACUUCUUUGAGCACCACUAGCUAUGUGGCAAUGAUAUUGUUGUGCCUCAAUAUUGACAUAUGAUGGCCCUCUCUUCAAAAUCUGCUUACUAACAGAAUUUAUGCUGCCUAAGAUUACUUUUGCCCUGAGUUAACCUAAUCUGCAGCCAUGAGAAAAGUCAUAGUACAUCUUUUCGGGAUCUGCUGAGGUGGACAUUUGUUGGAUGACUAGACAUUCACCAUACUCAGUUGUCGUUGGUACUGGUAUCCUUCUGAGUUUCGAGAGCAAAAGUUUCAGGAAGAAAAGAGUAAUAAAUCGACAGAUUGAACAAAAUGGUGGGAAAAGCCACAUUGCUUGAAGGUAGAAAAUACUUUGAUCUGGUAAGUGGAUCCGAUGGGAAGUGUUUUGGAUAGGGAUGUAAACAUAUAUCUGCUCAAGCAACUUUGUUUCCAGUCGGAGUAGUAUCAUUUAACCUGACAUAGUAAGGCAGGAUAGCAGUCGAGUGGAUUUUGGGAUGAACCAACUCUAUAAUAGAACGAGAGAUACCAAGAAACGUUCGUCUAGUUUUGGAAUCCCCGCUUAGCCCUUCAAUAACUUACUGGCAAUAGUGUUUGAUGAUUUUGGCUGGCUGUGUUUCCUGUUGCCGAUACAAUUCAGAGAAAUUUUAACUAUCUCAACAUUUGUAUAAAGUGGCACUGCUUCAUGUUUAAUUUUUACUCAAGCCAUGAAAGGUACGACCAAGGAGAUUGUUCACACACUGAAGAGAGUACUAUGCUACCAGUCUGAGGCAACGGGUAGAAAGAAUAAUUGGCCUGAAACCUUCAGUUGGAUUUCUUGAGUAAUUGGAAGCGGGAGGCUAGCCCAGCGAUGUGUUUGAGGCUUUUUUGUUUAAUCAAAAUAUGUUUAUGGCUUAAUAUGCUGAACUGUCAAUGUACCAUACAGUUGGACACAAGGUGGUUACACAUGUAGAUUCACAUAAAUCUGGAAUAGCCUAAAUAGGACAUAGAAACCUGUUUGCGCUUCUCUCUGAUUGGAACAUUGCUAUCUUUUUUCAUGAUUAUAUUUUUUCUUUAUAAUCCUUUUUGCAA